GCCGUAAAACUCAAAAGGGUGAAGAAGCGACUGUUGUAUCUCGAAUUUGUAACGCCAAGUUUUGUUUGUGUUGUUGGAGUGGAACGUAUUUAAUAACCAGUGUAUUAUUCGCGUAUCAAAUUGUCUUAAAAAACAAAUCUUUGUCGGUGGGUCUGAGAUGAUGAAAGAAUUUACCGUUACGUUAGCUUGUUGAGUUAAGUUGUUAAAUCAACUUUGUUGACGAGCUAAUGUUAGCCACCUGUACUUGCUUUCGCUUUUAGGUCUGGGAAGUUAUUACGUCAGCUAGCUAGUUAGCUGGACACUGGACGAUUAGUUUGGAAAGUAGCAGCGUUUCAUCACCAGGAUGCUCCUCAUUGUCCUGGUAUGCAGCCUGGCUCUGGCUGCUACAGAACAGGAGGUGGACGACGACUGGAUAGACCCCUAUGACAUGCUCAACUACGAUGCAGGCACCAAGACGAUGAGGAAGCCUGCAGAGCCGGCAAACUAUGACAAUGUGCCAACCAAGAGAAGAGUGUAUACUGAGGACCACGGCCAGGUGGAGCCCACGCCGUGUAGAAAACAAGUAGAGGCUCUACAGAGACAGAAUGAAGAACUAAACAAGAGAAUCACGGCCAUGGCUCAACAGCCUUCGUGUAAUCCAGUGUUCAAACGAUUCCUUACCAGACUCCGGAAGGAAAUUCAAAGAGUUGGUUUGCCCAGUGACUCCACGGACGUCCUCUAUGAUGCCAAAAUCAGGCUGUCCUCACAAGCCAUGACAGAGAUUCAGACACUUCUGGAGGGUGAAGACAGCUGGAGAACAGGGGCUCUGGACAAUGCCUUAAGUCAGAUACUGGUAGAUCUCAGACCGCAUGACUACGAGGCCUGGAAGUGGCGAUUUGAAGACACCUUUGGUGUGGAACUUGACACACUAUUAAAAAUUGGGCUGGGUGUUCUGGUCAUACAGGCCAUCAUAUGCACUCAGCUGUGGUCAAAGGUGUCCUGGUUCAUGCAGUUCACUAGACUGUUUGCUGUCUGCUUCUUUGUCAGUAUUAUCUGGAACUGGCUUUAUCUGUACAAGAUUGCUUUUGCUGAGCACCAAAGAAACUUAGCGAAGAUGGAUGACACCUACGAAAAAUGUACUGGAGUGAAGAAAAUUGACUGGAGUGAUAGUUUAAAAGAGUUGUUCAGAAGCACCUUGACUCUUCAAGGUGACCCUUGUAAGAAAUACUUUGAAUCCCUCUUGGUCAACCCCAUUCUGCUGGUACCGCCAACCAAGGCAAUGGCAGUUACCAUCACAACAUUAAUCACUGAGCCGCUGAAGCAUGUUGGACAGGGAAUCAGUGAAUUCCUUGUAGCCCUCCUCAAAGAUCUUCCAAUUACCCUGCAGAUCCCAGUUCUCUUCACUAUCGUGAUCGCCAUUGUGGUAUGCAUGUAUGGAAGUGUGCAGGCAUCCUUCCGGUAUGGCAUCGCUGCACCUUUCCACCGCCCUCGAAGGGAUCCACCUCCUCCACCGCUGGAGCACAUCCAGGAAAUCAAGGACGGUGACCACUUAGCAGGAGGGGACGCACCACAACAUGCCCCAAGGCACAGAGUCAAUGAGGACAGAUUAGAAAUAGACCAGGUUCGUCAGAGGCGGCCUAACAGACCCAGGGAAGAGCCAGCCAGAGUGGUUGUGGAGACACUACGCACUGCCGAGCCGCCCUACAGUGAGGAUGAGACAGAUGCCAUGCGGCGCGAGGCGGAGCAGAAUUCCUCCGCUGAGUCAGAUUCGGAAACCCUGCAGGAGACACAAGAGGAUGAAGAAGGAGAGAGCGCUAGCGUUGCUGCUAACUCAACCCAAACAAAAACUAAACCCACUGAAUCAGAUUCAUCUCCGUCAAAGACUAAACCUCAGACAGGGAAGGAAAAGCUUUCUCAAGAUAAGACACGCAGCAGGGACAGUGCAGCACCCAAACCUCAGCCAGCAGGGAGGUGGCCUUCACAAACUGAUGUUCAGGACCUGCAGGUCUCCGCAGAAGACGGGACCUCGUCUGUCUCACCGCCGUCCAUUGAAACUGUCGGAGUUCCUGUUCAAGAGACAUCUGCAACAUCAGUGGAGUAGGCACCUUCCCCAUAGGUCAAAGCUGAAAGCAUAGAUGCAAAGUGAUGCAAAGAAGACUUAAUAACUGACUCCCAGUGUUUAAAUUUGCACAAACAACAUUUGAGAGGUUACCCAGUGGAGAAAGCAGCCCAGUUUUGCCAACUAACUUCAUGUUUCUGCCCCGCGGUGCACUGAAUGUGCCUUUCCCUGAGCAGAGUCAACACUUUAGUGAAUCUGCUCAUUGUUUCAUGAUGAUUUUGGCUCUGCUGUAUUUCCUCAGUUAGAAGGAGCCAGAUGUUUGAUCCACCGCACAGCAGCCACAAUAAAAUGGGUAUCAGGAAAGGGGAACAGAUGUUGUUAGAAAUAUCAUUGUUUACUUGAUCAGUUGUUUUGGUGUUUCUUACCCAUGGGUCAAGAAUCAUGGUCACACUCUUCUCCUAGUUUCACUGUAAUGAUAACAAAAUUACAAUGAAGUAGUAAUGUUUUAAAUUUUGGAAAUGGAAUAUGCAUUUGGGUUUUGUAAUUGAAAAGGGUUAAAAUAAAUGUAUUUAUUGAUGCUGUAAUUUUACAAUAAUCAUUUGUUUUAUUUUAUUAGCAAUUUGUAUAUAGAGGGCUUGGAAUAGGGAUGCUGAAGUCUUUUUGGUGGGCUGCAGUGCUCCACUCUCUCAUUUUCUAUUGGAUGGGGCAAACUGCCUGUAAAACAUGUAAGGAUUACUGAAGGCAUGAGUGGCCGCAGUGGAAUUCAU
This is a messenger RNA of Etheostoma cragini (Arkansas darter), 2805 nucleotides long. It is a transcript of the gene clcc1, whose product is annotated as chloride channel CLIC-like 1. The transcript has 11 exons. Gene Ontology annotation, molecular function: chloride channel activity. The record is from RefSeq and is a predicted model, not a curated record. Gene Ontology annotation, cellular component: endoplasmic reticulum; membrane. Bases 344 to 2080 code for a protein of 578 amino acids. Lineage: Eukaryota; Metazoa; Chordata; Actinopteri; Perciformes; Percidae.